This is a messenger RNA of Oncorhynchus mykiss (rainbow trout), 1041 nucleotides long. Lineage: Eukaryota; Metazoa; Chordata; Actinopteri; Salmoniformes; Salmonidae. The record is from RefSeq and is a predicted model, not a curated record.
CCUGACCCUUUUUCUAGGCCCGUAUUGAGGAGCUGGAGGAGGAAAUUGAGGCUGAGCGUGCUGCCAGGGCCAAGGUUGAGAAGCAGAGGGCCGAUCUCUCCAGGGAACUUGAGGAGAUCAGCGAGAGACUGGAGGAGGCCGGAGGCGCCACUGCUGCUCAGAUUGAGAUGAACAAGAAGCGCGAGGCUGAGUUCCAGAAGCUGCGUCGUGAUCUUGAAGAGUCCACCCUGCAGCAUGAGGCCACAGCAGCCGCUCUGCGCAAGAAGCAGACCGACAGUGUGGCUGAGCUCGGGGGAGCAGAUCGACAACCUGCAGCGCGUCAAGCAGAAGCUGGAGAAGGAGAAGAGCGAGUACAAGAUGGAGAUUGAUGACCUCUCCAGCAACAUGGAGGCUGUCGCCAAGACUAAGGGCAAUCUGGAGAAGAUGUGCCGUACUCUUGAGGACCAGCUGAGCGAGCUCAAGACUAAGAAUGAUGAGAAUGCUCGUCAGGUCAACGACAUCAGCGGACAGAGGGCCAGACUCCUGACAGAAAAUGGUGAGUUUGGCCGCCAGCUGGAGGAGAAGGAAGCCCUGGUGUCUCAGCUGACCAGAGGCAAACAGGCCUUCACCCAGCAGGUGGAGGAGCUGAAGAGACUGAUUGAGGAGGAGGUCAAGGCUAAAAACGCACUGGCCCAUGGUGUCCAGUCUGCCCGCCAUGACUGUGAUCUCCUGAGAGAGCAGUUUGAGGAGGAGCAGGAGGCCAAGGCAGAGCUGCAGCGCGGCAUGUCCAAGGCCAACAGUGAGGUGGCUCAGUGGAGGACUAAGUAUGAAACUGAUGCCAUCCAACGCACAGAGGAGCUGGAGGAGGCCAAGAAGAAGCUGGCCCAGCGUCUGCAGGAGGCUGAGGAGACCAUUGAGGCGACCAACUCAAAGUGUGCCUCCCUGGAGAAGACCAAGCAGAGACUGCAGGGAGAGGUGGAGGACCUGAUGAUUGACGUUGAGGGAGCCAACGCCAUGGCCGCCAACCAAUAUUUGAAACUGGCAGACCAGUUGUAUAAGUGA